Molecule: messenger RNA, 2107 nt
Organism: Manihot esculenta (cassava)
Lineage: Eukaryota; Viridiplantae; Streptophyta; Magnoliopsida; Malpighiales; Euphorbiaceae
Product: serine/threonine-protein kinase BSK2
Exons: 9
Coding region: 327-1835 (502 amino acids)
Biological process (GO): brassinosteroid mediated signaling pathway; protein phosphorylation
Molecular function (GO): protein kinase activity; protein binding; ATP binding
Source: RefSeq, a predicted model, not a curated record
CCUCUUCACGUGCCCCUGUUCAGCUUGUCAUGUGACCCUCUCUCUGUUUCAGACUCUCAGCUUCGUAGUAGACAGAGAGAAACCAACAGCGGGACUCGCUCAGGAGACGACUCAGCUUUUCCUCCAUUCCUUCUUCUUCAUUAAUCAUUCAUUUCAGCGACUGUUGACUUUUUCUCGCAAUUUCUUUGCGUUUCGAAUCCUUCCAGAGAUGCUUCAUUACUUGUAGAGCUACUCCUUUUGAUCUUCCUUCUCUUUACUUGCUUCAGUCUCUGCACUCGCUCUCGCAAUCCAUCUGUAUAUGUAAAACAACAAUCGGAAAACUAGUGAUGGGCUGCUUUCAGUCGAAAACCACCCAUAUAGCUUCUCCAGACCAAGAGCCUCUUCCACCUCAAGAACCCAAAGCAGAUCUCGCUAAUGGAGCCACUGACCUUGACCAUCACCAAGACCUAGACCAAGUUCCAACCUUCAGAGAGUUCUCUUUGGCGGAACUUCGAACCGCCACCAACGGAUUUAGCAGCGAUUUGAUAGUCUCUGAAAGUGGAGAAAAAGCUCCCAAUGUGGUUUACAGAGGGAAGCUAAACGCCAAUCGCCUUGUCGCUAUCAAGCGCUUCUCCAGGCUUUCUUGGCCUGACCCUCACCAGUUUGUGACGGAGGCUUCUGGAGUUGGCAAAGUUCGGCAUAAGAGAUUAGUCAACUUAAUUGGGUGUUGCGCCGAGGGAGAUGAGCGCUUAUUGGUGGCGGAGUUCAUGCCUAAUGAUACCCUUUCUAAGCAUCUCUUUCACUGGGAAAAACAACCAUUGCCAUGGGAAAUGCGCGUCAGAGUUGCUUACUAUAUUGCACAAGCACUUGGGCAUUGCAAUGCCCAAAACCGUAAACUUUAUCAUGAUUUGAAUGCCUACAGAGUCCUCUUCGAUGAGGAUGGUGAUCCUCGAUUAUCUAGUUUUGGUCUAAUGAAGAAUAGCCGGGAUGGGAAAAGCUACAGCACAAACUUGGCUUAUACUCCUCCAGAAUUUUUGCGGACAGGCAGGGUCAUCCCCGAGAGUGUGAUUUACAGUUAUGGAACUGUUCUGCUGGACCUCUUGAGUGGGAAGCAUAUCCCUCCAAGCCAUGCGUUGGACUUGAUUAGGGGGAAGAAUUUGUUGUUAUUAAUGGAUUCUUCCUUGGAAGGACAAUAUGCUAAUGAAGAUGCAACUGAAUUGGUGGAACUAGCCUCCAAAUGUCUACAAUAUGAGGCUAAAGAUCGACCUGAUAUUCAGUUUCUUCUCACAGCAGUGACACCCCUUCAGAAGCAGAAAGAGGUUGCAUCACUUGUGCUAAUGGGUCUAUCGAAAACACCUGUGGUGCUGCCAACCAUGCUUUCCCCACUUGGAAAGGCUUGUGUGAGAAUGGAUCUUACUGCAGUGCAUGAUAUCUUGCUUAAAACAGGCUAUAAAGAUGAAGAAGGUGCAGAAAAUGAGGUGGGUAUGCAGCUGUCAUUUCAAGAGUGGACUCAACAAGUGCAAGAUAUGCUGAACACAAAAAAAUUUGGGGACAUUGCUUUCAGAGACAAGGAUUUCAAAAAUGCUGUUGAUUAUUAUUCGAAGCUGGUAGCGAUGAUGUCUGUUCCCUCUGGUACUGUUUUUGUGAGACGAGCCCUAUCAUAUUUGAUGAUUGGCCAAGCAGAACUUGCCUUGAGAGAUGCCAUGCAGGCUCAGGUGUGCUUGCCUGAGUGGCCGACUGCAUUCUAUAUGCAAGCUCUUGCACUGUCCAAGCUUGGAAUGGAAUCUGAUGCUCAGGACAUGCUCAACGAUGGAGCCUCCUUUGAGGCGAAGAAGCAGAGCAGCUGGCGCAUUUGAAUUAGCUUUGUGGGUGGUGAACAUACAAAUCGAAUUCCUUAUCUCCCUGUAAUUUGCUAUGACAAGGACGUGAAUGGGAGCAAAUUUCACACGCUGUGAGGGUUAUUUUGGUAAAAUGCCCCCUCCCUAUCAUUAUACUAGUUUUCAUACAAAAAGAAAUGUAUAAAAUUUAGGGAAAUUAUUCAGUGCUUCGAGUGAACAUUUACCAUCUCUAAUAAUUAAGUAGGACGUGCUUUUUAAAUUUGAAGGAAACUUGGAACUUUUUAUGAGUA